AUGGCGGACAAUAUAUCUGCUGAACAUUCCGCGCCUUUGGAACCAGAUUCAAGCGAAAAUGCGCCUUUGUUACAGGAACAAGAGGAUCAACCGGUAAACCUGGGACCUCCUCCUCCAUUUGUAGCAAGUAAGUAAUUUUUUUUUGUCACGAUAAGUUAAAGUUUACUUCGUUGAUUUGGAGAAAACUUUCCCUACAGUAUCGCCUGAUCGAUCGCUUCAGUGUUUACUUUCGAGCUGUGUUGCGAAAUAUGUGUAGUUUGGAACCUAGCAUUUUGCGUCAAUUUCUUCUACACUUCUGUUCGGUAAAUUAUUGAAAGAAAAAUAAAUGAAGAAAGCAGUGCAAUUUUUUUACUUCUUUGGGUAGAUGUUCACGAAAUGUUGUGUGAUCGAAUGUUAUAACACAUUAGCAUAGGUUUCGCUUCAGAGUGAAACCUGUAGGCUAUCUUUGUUUUGGGCCUGCAAAGUUUUUUUUAUAUCAUUAAAGCCAUUAAGACAGCGAUUUUUCAAACAAUCACGUCCCUUCUUAUAUUGUUGAACAGUUUUUCCUGUGCCCGUAGUGAAAAACGCGAGAUAAAACUUAGAAUAAACAGGGGCACCCAACGAGGAUAUAGUUCAAAACCACAUAAACAUAGCAUUGUUGAACGUAAUUUAGUAUUUAAACGAUAGAUAAAGGCUUAUUUUUAUCCCCUAAAAAUUUUUCAUCUGUUCGGAUUUCCUAGCUGAAAGUAUAGUGAUCCGAAAAUUAUAGGGAUCAAAAUUUAGCUUUUCGAAAAUUUCAGCCAGAAAAAAGGCUCCCGAAAAUUCUAGGUGACCUUUUUAGGGUAAAAAUCUGUUAAAAAUGGGCAAUUAUACAAUUUUUUGAUGUUCGAAAAUCCUAGGAGAGGCAGGCAAGCAAGAAAUUUUACAGAAAAUGAUCCGAAAAUUCUAGAUCUCAAAUCGUCUUCCGAACACAUAAUUUUCCGAAAAUUAUCGUUGGGUGCCCCUGAAUAAAGCUUAGAAUUUCGUGAAUUUAUGGUCGACGUGUGUUGAUACGACAAUCUUGUAUUUCAGUCUUACUUAUAUUAAAAAGUUACUUGGGACAGAUAUUAGUCCUUGGUAGUUUUUAGUAUUUAAUAGUAUAUGUGUUUGUCUUUUGAAAUUCAUUCCAAAGUUGGUUUUUACUAGCAAGUACAUUAUUUUUAUGUCACUGUUUGGGUUGAAUGCACAGGUCACCGUGUUUCUUCUGAAGUCUGAAAUAUAAUUUUUUUCAUCUGCACACUGAACUUGUUUAUGUAACUGUUGAUAUGUUCUUGUUAGUCUGUGGAAAUUAUGAUUAAUAUGCUUUUUCACAUAAAUUCAAGAUGUUAGUAAUAUUUUGUAUGGUGUACUUAUUCUGUACACAUUUUAGCUUCACUUCUAUACAAAGUGAAUAGCAUGAUAUUGGUUUUGUGGAGAAACGUCUUAAAUAAAUACUCAGUGAAAAAGAAGUAAAAGCUGUGUUAUUAAAUGCGGAAAAUGAUAAGUGCAUAAGAUUAAUGACUGUCCACAUUCCUACACUUUUAAAGGUGUAGUUAUGUUGCUGUUGAAAACCACAAGUACCUGGUAAAAUCAGGGCGUGACAUGUUGAUCGAAAUCGAUCAUCAGAAAGCUAGUCGAUAAGUCGAUAGUGCUCGAUAAUUGCCGAUUGAUUAGUUUAAUUUGUCGAUAAAAGUCAAUAAUCACAAAGUUCUCAGGGCUGGCUAUCGAUUUGUAUCGACUUUUAUCGAUUUCUAUCGACAUCAACAUGUCAAGUGAACGGAGAUACUUUGUAUAAGCCUUGUGAGUGUAAAAAGUUGUACGGUGCUGAUAAUGGCAAUAAAGCUGAAUAAAGUUGCGUUAAAACCUGAAAAAAAAAACAGAUGUUAUAUUCUUCAAUCCGCAACCGAAUGUUUACCUCAAGAAAUCUGAAGAAAUGCGCCUUGGUUUGCACCACUUAAUAAUAAUAAUAAUAAUAAUAAUAAUAAUCUUUAUUUCUUAAGAUAAAAUCACAUAUCCUAAGUGACAGUAUAAACUCAAAAAACUAUUUACAUAUCAUAUCUAAAAAUUAUUCUGUUACUAAAAACGUUCUUAAACCUGUCAGUGUAGAUUCUAGGGACAGAGACUGACGUAUUUCUAAGAUUGUACCUCAUGUUCUUUUCCUUAGGUAAAAACUGGAAGAACGGGCAUUCGGGGUCAUUAGAUCUUUUUUUGUAGAGUGUCUUGUCCGCCUUCUAGCAAAUCCCUGAUAUUUACAUUCUUGGACAUAAACUUUCUUUUCAUACACCGGUCUAAAAAAUUCUUGCACCACGAUUGUUUUGUUCAGCAUUGGCACACACCUUAUGUAUAUAUCUUUGAAAGGACCCUGAGAUGGCGGGAAAAUGCUAUGAUAAAUAAAGAACAAAUGCAGACAAAGUACUCAGAUGUAAUUAACUUCUUUUCAAUUAUUGCCAGUUAUUGUUGUUCACUGGAUCCACCACUGUAUUGUCCAGGCUUGUACAGGCCAUUGCUUUGCUUUUGUCCUUUGGAUGACUAGGAGCAAAAUGGAGUACAUCUCCCGGUACUUUUGUGUUCGGCCUCUAAAUAAUUUCGGUGAUGAGUUGGGGUGAGUUGUUUCAUAUUGGAGUUUUUACUGGGAAGAAAACAGAGGCUACUAAGAAUAAUAAAUUCACUUUGUUGUAGCUUAUCUACUCAGCUUUAGUUACAGUGCAAAAUAAAACAUUGAAACAUACAUAGCUCUACACAUGAUCGUUUUUUAUCUUUCGGUACUUUUCGAUAAAAGUCGAUUGAAAUUGAACUGUAACACCAAAAGUCGAUCAAAGUCGGUAAUCACAAGAAAUUUUGUGAUCGCCUUUUAUCGAUUUCCAAUAUUUGUCGAUUAAUUAGUAUCGACUUUUAUUGACAACGAUAGAUUUUUAUCGACUAUUUGAAUUAUUGACAUGUUAUGUCCUGCUGUUUGGGUUGAAUGCACAGGUUUCCGUGUUUCUUCUAAGGUCUGAAAUAUAAUUUUUUCCAUCUGUCCACUGAACGUGUUUAUUUAACUGUUGAUAUGUUUUUGUUAGUCUAUGGAAAUUAUGGUUAAUAUGCUUUUUCACAUAAAUUCAAGAUUGUAGUAAUAUUUUGUAUGGUGUACUUAUUCUGUACGUGCUUCCCAUCUAUACAAAGUGAAUAGCGUGAUAUUGGUUUUGUGGAGAAACAACUUAAAUAAAUACUCAGUGAAAGAGAACUAAAAAGCUGUGUUAUUUAAUGCAGAAAAUGAUAAUUAUGUGUAUAAGAUUAAUGACUGUCCACAUUCCUACAUGUAGUACAGUAGCAAACUUUUAUAGGUGUACAGCUGUAGUUAUGUGUCUCUUGAUAACCACAAGUAACUGGUAAAAUCCAGCCAGGUCUGAAAAUUGCAGCAGUGACUCCAGUGUGCCAUGUAUUAUUUUGUAAUUUGGUGUGCCAAAAUUGACACUUCUAUUUUGAUCCAACUCUGAAUGUUUGGAUGGCUUUCACAAAUUACAGUUUCUAAACCUUAGGGACUACAAAUGCAAUUUUCAGUUUUACAUGGUAUUGAUGUUCAUUAUGUUGUAGGUAAAAUUUGUUCUCAUUUUGAAAUGUUAGUUAUUCAUUCAGAACCCUAGCAAGUAGCUAGCCCUAGAAGGUUGAAUACUGAGUUACUUACAUUUACACAGGAAAACCAGAAAUUCUGAAGUUCACACCAUUCUGUCAAUCUUGUUUUCUCUCUUCAAACUGCUUUUUCUACAUGUAGUGCAAGCAUCCAUUUAUUGAUAAACUGAUGGCUAUAACUGAGAUGUCUGUACCAAGUGCAUGGCUAUUAGACCUGAGUAGUAAACUGUGUCCUAGCACCAUGCAGCACAUACUCAGAAAGGAUCUACAGUCGACUCUCUCUUAACGGACACCUCUAUAAGACGGACACCUCUGUAAAACAGACACAUAGAGUUGGUCCCUGCCUUUCUUUACUCCUUUUAUUUGACUCUUUAUAACACGGACACCUCUCUAAGAUGGACACUUAGCACCGGUCCCGAAGGCGUCCGUCUUAGAAAGAGUUGACUGUAACUCAAUUCAUGUAGUCUCUCUCUUUUGUCAUUUGUUUCACGUAAGGCACAUGAAAGAGACUUGAAUUCUGGCUAGGCGGUAUCUGUUGUUAGUUUUUCUUUUUAAUUUGUUUUGCAUGUGUCGAAAAAGACUUGAAUUCUGGCUAGGGGCCUGCGCAGUAAUAUAUUGUAGGGUAAGAUGAUAGGAUUUACUUAAUGUUAAGACAUAGAUAGAUUACAAUUUUACUUCAAAUAUUGUAGUUAUAGGUUUUCUAAAAAACAAAAUUAGCGUAGGAUACGAUGUUAGAUUUUACAUAAUUGUUAAGAGAUAGAUCGAUUGCAAUUUUUCUUCGAAGAUUGUAGUUAGGUUUUCUGAAAAACAAAAUUACCAUAGGAUACGAUGUUAGGAUUUACAUAAUUAUUAAGAGAGAGAUUGACCGUUGGUGUAAAAAAUGUAUUUAAGCUUAUAUAAAUAAAGUUUACUUCGUUGAGAUUAUUUAUUAAUGUGGAUCAUAUGUCGUGUGCAACGCAGUAUGAGAUGGUUUCAAAUAAAGUAGUUUUUGGAGACUAUGCAAAUUUGCGACGCGUAGCUUGCCGCUGAACAGGACUCCGCUAGUUGCCAGUUUUGUAUAGAAACAAAGUAUGUAGUUUGCUGACUACUAUCUUCCCGAUAUAAACAACAAUGUAUUUAGCUUAUACAUGUAUACAGAAAGGUUAUAUCGUUAAGAUUAUUUAUCAUAUGUUGCAUUCAAAUAACAUAGUUCACAACUUCACAUUUUUGGAGACUAUGCAAAUUUGCGACACAUAGCUUGCCGCCGAACACGUCUCCGCUAGUUGCCAGUUUUGCAUUGAAACGAAGUCUGUCGUUUGCUGACUACUAUCUUCCCGAUAUAAAUAAAAUACAGUUUACAUGGUCAAAGUUUAACUGAACGAACAAUACACCUGUUGGUUUCAUAUGACACAAUUCAUGUGUUUGGAGUGUGUGCGAAUUCGCGUAAACUUAAACUUCGCUAUAAAAACAAAAAGACUCGAGCUUAUCGAACUUGAAUGCUCCGCCUCUCUGUUUAUUCCUCAUAUUCAUGCAAAGAUUAGUUUAUCAGUACCAAUGAUUUCCUGGUUGACAAAAGUUUUGGAGUUUAGCCGGCAAACAAGUUAUUCGAUUCAGUGUAAUAAAUGUCUAGCACCAGCGACGUCUGAUUUACGAUUCUCUUCCGUAGUUUCAGUUUUCGAUCUCACAGUUAUUUAGUUGAGGUUUCAGCUCCCUGUCAAAAAUCAAAUACAUCAUAGUCAAUAUUGUUCACGGGAGAUCAAUCGACUAUAAUUUAUGCCAGAAAUUUCCGGUUCAAUGAUUCUCGCGCUACGCGAUUCUCAUCGUGCGCUACGAGAAUCGCGUUGCGCAGGAAACGAGAUGCUACAGGUAACUUACUUUUGAGUGGUACUGUAAAAUGAAAAAGACUUUACAGGGUGAUUUAAAAUUUUCUUUUCUUUUCAGGCACAGCUCCUCCUGCUCCCGGUACACCCCCACCAGCCUAUUCUGAGAUGCCACCACCAUAUACCCCACCGUUUUCAGUGAACACUGAACCGUCAGUGAUCUGCCGUGUUUGUCAACAGCUUAUCUACAUAAGAGGAAGGGAACAUCAGCGUGUCGUUAAGUGUGGAAACUGUCAAGAGGCCACGGUAAGUGCAGGAACUUUUAGUUUUACUGUAACAAUUCAGAUUUCUAUCAGACAUUCCCACCUAUAAUAUUAUAUAAAUUGCAAACUGUUGUCAUUUCCCAAGUUUUGAUAAUGUGCAUACACCUUAAGGGGAAAGAAUUCUGUUGAUUGCUGUAAUAGCUUGUGCAUGUAAUGGAAAAAACUUUCAACUUUGUGGAAAGAGAACAUGGCAUACUCCCACAGCUUUAAAAUUAAAAGAACAAAUUCUUGACCACUAAAAAAAUGAUGAAGGGUUAUCCCCAAACUGAUUUACUCUUACACAAUGUUGUGAAGGGAGCAAAAAACUCACAUUAAAAAAAGACAUUAAAAAAUCACAUUAGAGUGUAGAGAGUUUGUUAAAUAUUUAGGGGUUCUGAUAGACUACAAACUUUCUUGGAAUAAAGACAUUGACGCAAUUCUUUCAAAAAUCAGUAGAACUGUUGGGCUGUUAUCGAAAUUGCGACAUUUUGUUCCCUUUAGCACACUUAUUUCCAUUUACAUGUAUCACUCUCUGAGAUAGCACCCUAUCUUCGAUAUGGUCUAAUUGCAUGGGGUCAAGCAAGCAAAUCACAACUAAACAAACUUCUAGUUUCACACUCUUUGCUUUAUUCACUUUGCCAAACUGCAUGAUCAUGCCAUUCCUCUCUUUAUCGAUACAAAAAUAUUACCAAUUAACUGAUUCUCUAUUAUCAGCUACUAGCAGAAACAAUGUCUGACAUGAGAAACAACUUAGUACCUACAUGUACAAACAUUCAGGAAUUGUUCCUUCCACUUUCUCGUGUACAUUCAUACGGCACUAGAUCAUCUACAACUGUACAUCUCAAAACUUUUAUAUAAAAAAUUGAAUCUUGAAAUCCCAAAAAACUCUUUCUCAAGACUUGGUGCCAAAUUAUGGAAUGAGAGACCGACCAAGUUGCACACACUUUCAAAACACAAAUUCAAAUGUAAUAUUUGUGCAUCAUUGCUUGAUAUACUGGAGACUGGCAAUACUCAUUAUGAAACAGAUGAAAUUAUUCUUAAAAUGAAGAAAGCAGAACCAAUUUUUUUGUAAUCCUGCCUAUAAAAACAGCGAGCUAAUGUUUUCUUUUCUUUUCUUCCUUAUAGUUUUAAAGGCAUCUUUUUCAUAUUAUGCUUUUCUUCAUAACAUUAUAAUUUUUGCUAUUAGUUAACCGCUCCAUAUUUAUUUGAAAACUAAUGAAUCUCUCUUGCUUUCUAAUUUUUUUUCUUUACCUUAAUUUAAUUGCAGUUAUUUUCUUUUUGUAUCAUUCUUGGCCCACCCAGACUAGCUACAGAUAUUUGCGGUGCCAGGACACUUAUAAAAAUAUAUUUUUAGAAAAUUUAUAAUAAGGUCAUUGCAUCAUUAUUUUGUUUUGAAGACAGUUUCUUACUGUGUACUUUGAUUCUGAACUCUUUUAUAGCCUAUAAAACCUCCACCUGCUGGCAAGAAGUACAUACGAUGUCCUUGCAAUGCCCUGCUCACUUGCAAAGUCUCUUCUGUUAGAAUAUCUUGUCCAAGAGCCAACUGGUGAGUACCUAUUAACGUCAACUUGUUCUCAGUGCUCAGUAUGUCAAUAGACAUGCAGUAUUUAAAAAAAAAAAAACGUAAGGUGAAGGUACGGCGUUGUUGGUGGAAGUGCUCUUACAGUAGCUUUUCCAGCCAGUUUACAGGCAACCUUACAGUCCUGAUGAACCCUUUAAGCCCCAAGAUCCAAAUACAAAAUAAUUCUCCAGACUGAGCCCCAUACAUUUGUUUGAAGAAAAGUUGAGAGAAUAUGGUUUAAGAUCAAAGCAUUCUCCAUUUGGUAGUCAGUUUAAUAAUUCUCAUAACCAGUACUCUUGAUGAUCUGCUGAUGUUGUUAGGAGAAAAUUGAUGUUGGUCACUCUUGUAAAGAGGGCCUGUUAGGAUAAAAUUCCAGCAAGCAACAUGGCCUUGAAACAGCGACAUGCAAGACUAGAUAAAAUGGCAACAAACAACAUAAAGAUGGGAUAAUACUGACGAGGACAUGGCUGUCUCCUAAAAAUGGGAAAUGACUGUAUUAACAAUUCAAACCAGGGAUAUUAACCCCCUUUAAGAGGGCCUCAUUAGAUACCCAAAGUCAGUGGUAGGGUACAAGAAGUUGGCUACCGUUUCUAAACUACCGGUAAUAAGCUCUGCAGUGUUCAAGAGCAGUGCUUAUUCCAGUGCGGUGUUUAUUUGAAAGUUAUUGAAAGUUGGACAUGAUAAGGGGCAAUAAAUGUCUUUUGAUUUGAUUAUAUCAGGGCUGCGGUGCUUAUUUGGGGCAGUGCUUAUUUUCUUUUUUCUCUCCAAUGCAGUGCGUAAUCGUGGGCAGUGCUUAUUCAAGUAAAUACAUUUUGUACAUUAUCUGCAAAAAGGACUGGAGAUUUAAACAUGGGAUGACUGAGAAACAAAUCCAGAUAGGGGUUUGAGGGGGGACUUAAUCCUGGCUCCACUGGAUUGCAUGUCCGACGUGCUGAACACUCCUCCAUGCUGCAUUCAUUUUCGCUAACUAGUCCCAAUCUGUGGAACAAACUGUGGAAAGGUGUAUUUAUUUAUUGUUAUUAAUAUUAUUAUGUUCUUUUUAAUCUUUCAGCAAGCGAAUAAUAAAUCUUGCUCCAGCUCCAAGUGUGCCUCCAACUGUGACUUUGCCCUCUGUGCAUACUACCCAGUUUCGAGUCACUUGUGGCCACUGUAAUGAAAUCUUUGUGGUAUGUUCAAACUCUUCUGCAUACAUGUACAUGUAUAUUAGAUACAACUCCUUAGCCCAUAUUCUGCCAAAAUAUUUUUUAAAAAUCUUUUAAAAGUUAAAAGUCCACAUGGAGUUCUUAACUUCAUUGUUUGGAAAAAUCCUAAGAACAAAUUUUGCUAAAUUAUGUAGUAAAUUAAUGUUUUAAAGAAAUAACUCUGCUGCUGUACUUUUAUAUCAAGGUUCCUUAGUGGCAUAAUCUUUUAAACAGCCACAAGAAAUUGUCAUUUAUUUACAUCUAUAAGAUCAAUGUGCCCUAAGAAAAAAAUAAUAAUAAAGAAAGCCCAUAGCUCUCAGCCUGUGAAAAAGAGGGUUCCUGGAGCAUUUUGAAAUUUCCUGGUCUCCCAGUGGCAACCAGACAUGUAGAUGCUACAGUGUGUAUAUCAUGAUAAACAAAAGCAGGGCCUUGUGCUAACCUUGUAGCUUCCAAAAUUAUUGGUAAAACUUUGUAUUUCAUUAAUACAUGACAGACUCAUUACCAGAAGUAUAGUCUUUUAUCAGUUACUGAAGAUUUGACUAGGCAUUUGAUUACCAUUAUACAUGUUAGUUUCAUACCACACAAUGGUGUAGCACUCUUCAGAUAAAAUAUUGAUAGCCUGAUGGUAUAGCUGUAGAUUACAACAGUACACUGAUUAUAAGUGAAAUUUAAAAUGCGGUUACUAAGGAUACAACAUUUCUGUGGGUUCUAUUAUGUUAACCGAAGUGGACUUGAAAUUUUUCAAGAGAAAUAUAUGUGCUAGCAUGUCUACACAAAGAUAUAUGUGGAAAAAAUCAUUUAUUUUUGUUACAUUAAAUGGCUUAAAUUUACUUUUUCUAUUAUUCACUUCACCAGUUUCACACAACAAAUCACCUGGCUAGAUGCCCUCAUUGCCGACGAAUGUGAGUAAAAUAAUUAUUUAACAAUUAUCGAAUGAGACUGAGUAUCAUCAUUCUGAAGAAUUAUGGAGAGGCUUCGGCUGAUAAUGUCCUCGAGAUCUCCAUAAUUCUUCAGACAAUAUGCUUUAUUACUCAUUCAAAAGAAUUUGUAUUUUAAAAACAAGCUGAAACAGUCAUGCUUACCUCCUUCCAUGUUAAGUUCAACUUUGAUAGUGCAUGUUCUUGCUAUGUUUUUAGCCAAUAGUUUGCCUAAUUCUUCCUCAUGAAGCAAGUGAAAUGUUCUGCCGUUAAUUUUUUGCACUCACUAGCAAAACAAAUCAACCUCAGCCCCAGGUCUUCUCUGUUAACGGCUCAAUAAUCUGGCAGUUUUGCUUUAUUAUUGACGUCAUUUUUAACAUCUUCUGAAAUUCUUCCAAGUUUAGUCAACAAUAGCUGGUUAUGAUGAAUUAUGCUUGGGAUUUCAAGCAGUCAGAAACUGAGAAAUAUUUCUAAUGAUAAUAAAAAUUAUUAUUAUUUUCUUGUACGGAAUUUGGAAGAUAUCUCUAUUUUGAUCACUGACAGAUGAACUAAUUUUGGUUGAUAUUAAAUUGUACAAGUCUAGAUUUCUAUCACCAUUAUAACUGGUUUACAGUUUUUCAAUUGGUAAUUUUUAUUUCUCUCUACCUCAGAUCAUCUGUUGGGCCUCGUUUUGCGAAGACACGUGCUAUGAUAUUCGCCGUCAUUGGGUUCAUAUUUUUAGCUGCUGGAAUUGGGGUGACUGUAGGGACGCUAGACUUGGCUGAAAGAUCAGGAGGUAAGGACUAACAUAACCCUCCCCAAUAAUCAUGUACACUUUCAUCUUUCAAGAUUAGUGAAGUUGGUUAGUGUGCGGCCUUCUGUGUGGUAGGUCCCGAGUUCCAUUUCCAGGUGUGACCUCAAGUCCUCCUUUCACCUUCUUUCCUCUCCUUGUAGCUUUUAGUAGCUUUAAAUACCUGUAAAAUGGAGCACUGAUGAAGACAGGGGUAAAAUGAGUGUACCAUCAGCCUCAGAUUUGCUAGUCCAAUGACUAUUUCAAGCUACCCAACAUAAAAUUCCCUUUUUAUUUCACUUUUUGCAUAUUUUCUUUGUCUCUAUUAUUUUUAACAGAGAUACCUUGAAAAUAUUAGUGAAAAUAAAAAUGCAUAUUAUUUGAGGGUCAAUGUAUUUACCUGUUGCAUGAAAGUACUAAUAAUAUUGGGGACACUACUGGAGAUGGGACAGCCAUUUUACAAGGUCAUCUGAGCCAUGCAAAGGUGUAGCUGUUUUCAGGGCAAAGGCAGUACCUCCAUUUAUCAGUUAUUUUAAGACCCAGAGUAUUGGUCGCGCUACAGGAAUCAAACUCGCGACUUCCCGCUUUGCAGUCAAGUGCUCUAUCAACUGAGCCGAUCCUGCCACAGAUUGGUUUUCAGGGGUUCAGCCAAUAAAACUCUUACCACUGGAAAACCAGUAUGGCUGUUCUUCAAACUCUAAAGCAAUAACGACACUUGUAAUGAAGUAAAAUUCAUCAUGACACUUUAAAAGAGAUUACAAUCAACUCUCUGUUAUUGGACACCUCUAUAAAAUGGACACCUUGCUAAAAUGGACACCUUGAGUUGGUUCCUGCCUUACUUUACUAGUUUUUUUAUUUGACUCUCUGUGAGAUGGACAUCUGUCUAAGAUGGCCAUUUAUUGCCAGCCCCAAAGGUGUUCGUUAUAGCCAGAGUUGACUGCAGCAGAACGUGGCAUUUUCUAACAAACACUGUUAUGUUUAUGUCUGUGUAGGCUAGCUCUGCUAGCGUUCUUUGGUGUGUAUAUUGAACGAAGAAUAAAACUCUAAUACAUUGAUCUUUGCUUUGAUUGUAAUAGGUAUCUAUGUGGUGUGGAUUGGAGCCUUUGUUGCUGGUAUUCUUAAUCUAAUCAGGAGCUGCUACUACUGUACACUGACUGUCAGUUCAAUUGAAGGAGAGCCAUAAUGACUAUCUGAUAAAGGUGAAGAACAAAAAACAGCAUGUUUUUGCAUGCAAACUAAAAUGCACUGACACGACAUACUUUAGUGGAACAAGCCCAACUAACUCACUUUUAUCAAUGUCUUCUCCAUGAAUAUAAUGAGCUGUUAAUUAAGGAAACGGUUACUAAGUUUAACCCUUAUUUAAGUCUCAAGAGUGAUCAACAUACAUUUUCUCCUAACAAAGUCAAUAAAAUCAACAAGAGAAAAGGUUUUGAGAGUUAAUAACAUGAUCACCUUUUUUAAAGAUAAGAGUUGUUUGAUCUUUUAUCAAAUUCUCUCAACUUAUUCUUAAAGAAAAUGUAUGGAGUUCAGUCUAGAGAAUUUGUUUCUGGAUAUUGGAACUUAAAGGGUUCAGCACUGAGUUCUUUAUUUCUUCUUAGUAGCCCAAAAAAUCAUCCAAAAACCUAAAUUUCUUUUUGUAAAAUCAUAAGAAGUAAACAGUACCAUGUAAAAGUACUGGUGAAGAGGUUCCAUUUGAAUGGUAACGCUAUAGGUUUUUAUCAACACAGGCAAAAGGUAAUGACAAAAUCUCACCAUAGCUUGCCAGUCUAGAAGUCAAAGGGUUCAAAGUUACCUUUUUGAAAAUUACCAUAAUAAUUAAUUUUUGUAGAGUCUUUUUUCCUUCCUCUUUCAUUACAUAACAAGAACCAAAACAUUAAUGUUUGUGUUGUAUGUUAUAAUUUUGCAGUUAAACAUUAUUUUUUUGGUACGGGCACGAUAGGUCUGUAUUUUCAAGGUCCAUACUAUAGGUUUUUUGUACAGUAGAGAUUUUAUAUACGGUAGUAUUUUUGGACUUUACCCUUGUAAGUCCUAAGAGUUUCCAAUGUCAACUUUCUCUUAGCAAUGUCAAUAUACAGCUAUUUUGAGAAGGGUUGUCAGAAAAAAUUGUGCACGCAACAAUUCCAAAAGGUAAUAUGGGAUAAUUUAUGAUCAAUACACUGUUCCUAACGACUGUAGCUGUUGAACCUACUUUUGUUACUUUUUCUUUAGCACUCGCAAACAUAUGUCCGUGGCCUGCUGUGCCAUUCUUUCAAUUUUCUUUGAAGAACAGUGCACUCAAAACCACCCACAAUCCCUUUCGGGAUUGUCACGUCCACUUUUUUCGGCACCAUUUCUGGAAGUAGCUGUGUAUAAUCAAGAGGAAAGGUUCUCCCUAUGGAAAAUGUGUUGAUCGUUUGUCAAAUUCUCUCAACAAAUUCUUUACAGAAACGUAUGGAGGUCAGUUUGGAGAAUUUGUAUCUGGAUUGUGGGAUUUAAAGGGUUAAAGAAUUGCCUGACAUAUCAACUUAAAUAAUUAGCAAAACACUAGUAGACUGGGGUGCUCUUAUUAAAUAAGAAACAAAUUUGGUUGGAGUUUGUCCACAAGGAGUGGUUGGAUCAAACUUCGUUAAGUGCAAAAAUUAACAGCAAAAUAGCAGAAAGGCUGAAAAUCGAAAAACGAAAGUUAAAAUUUUGUUAUUAAUAUGAAUAAAACUAAAAUGUUAACAGCAUUAUUAGAAUGUACAUGUACUACUAAUUGCUUUCCUGUACUAUUACUGUAUUUUAGUAUUUGUCCAAGUGCAUAAUGCUUUUAGACUGAGGUUUUAGAUUAUAAAGAUAAAAGUAUAAACAAAAGUCACAGAUACAAAGACCUGUGAACAACCAGUUUAGGUUCUUUAAUGUUGACUCAGAGCCCAGAAAAUUGUUAAAA
This is a messenger RNA of Porites lobata, 13043 nucleotides long. Lineage: Eukaryota; Metazoa; Cnidaria; Anthozoa; Scleractinia; Poritidae. The record is from the annotation of a GenBank genome assembly.